AUGGUCAAAUCGAAGCAGCAGAGAUUCAGAUGCAUUGUCUACCCAUUCAAGCAAAAGCUGACCAUAUCCACAGCUUCCUUGAUCAUAGUCAUUAUCUGGGUUCUGGCCAUAUCCAUCAUGUGUCCCUCUGGGGUGAUGCUACAAGUGACCAAGGAGCAAACCAUUCGGGUGUUACUGGGCUACGACAACAAAACAGGCCCAUUUUAUUGGUGCAGAGAGAACUGGCCAAACCAGGAGAUGAGGAAGAUUUACACCACUGUCCUGUUUGCAAAUAUCUAUCUUGCUCCCCUUUCCCUCAUCGUAAUCAUGUACGCCAGGAUCGGCAUUACGCUUUUCAAAACAACAGUUCCAACAGGAGCAAAGCCGGGCCAUGACAACCGCCACACUGUGUCAAAGAAAAAGCAAAGGGUGAUUAAAAUGCUUCUAAUAGUUGCUUUGCUUUUCAUCCUUUCCUGGCUGCCUCUGUGGACCCUCAUGAUGCUGAGCGACUAUGCCAGUCUGACUGAGCAGCAGUACAGAAUCAUCAACAUUUACAUUUACCCCUUUGCCCACUGGUUAGCCUUCUUCAACAGCAGUGUCAACCCCAUCAUCUACGGUUUUUUCAAUGAAAAUUUCCGUAGAGGGUUUCAAGCUGUGUUCAAGUUCAGCCUGUGCACGGCGGAUGGACAGCGGAGGAAACCCUACUCACACAGGCUGCAGGGAAACUCUGUGCUCCCAGCUAAUAAUGCACAAACCACCCUUGAGCCUAUUUCUCUCAAUAGCCUAGAUAAGAACACCUCUAAGCAACUCAACCACAUUGCUGAACAAGACUUGGUCAUGGAGGACCUGGAGAAGGCAUCUUGCAGCAGUGGGGGUGUGACUGCAGUGUCUAUUUAAGGAGCCACAAACAGACAUUCUUGUAGGUGAUAGGCAAAGGUGUUCAUAUUUCAAGAAAAUUGCCCUCAUCAUUCAAAUCCAUGUCAUCCACUGAGCCUAAGUAAACUCCAAGGCCCACCUCAGCAGGCUUUAGAAGAUGACAAUUUGUCUGAGGCAAUUUCAAUGCUGUCAAAAUAUAAAGCAGUGAUUUAUCUUUUUGACUGUCAUACACCACUUCAUAACAAUUAAUGUAGCAAGCUACGUCACAGUGCUACUGAAACAAAUCCAUUUAAAUUACCAGUUUGAAAGAGAAUAUUCAUUUUGGUUGUUCAUCUUUACUUAUCACCUUCAAUGCACAUAAUGUAUGUUGCACAUAUUGUGCCAUGCUAAAAAAUGGAACGGGCUGUGCUGUUGGAACUGUAGUUUUCAACAGGGAAAACAAAUCUUGUUGGCCAGUGAAUAAUUAAUCAAUUAGGAUCGGUGGAUACUGUAUUGAUAACAGGCUACUGUCCUGCUCUAUGAGAUACUUUUUAAAACAUAUAUGUAUGUACUGUGAUGUUUGCAGAGCAGAUUUCAAAUUAAAAUCACUUAGACAAAUAUAUAUAUCAGAUGUAACAAACUUCUAUGUUGUGUCUUGUCAGUAUUGUUUGCAGCUAAUUUCAAACCUUGAAUUAAGUCAUGCAAUUUCUAACGCAGAUUUUUUUUUUUUUAAAGUGCCGUACACAUUUUUCACGAAGGUUUAAAACUCAAAAGUUCAAACAUCAAAUCGAAGAACUUUGAAGUAACACUCUUUCAGGUAUCUUUGAUCAUGAUCAGACAUUAAAUGGUUUUUACACCCACAACUGUAUGGAUGAGAAAACAAAACUCUACAGAGAGAUGCUGAACUUAAGCAACCGAUCAAGGCUUUUAUCUAGCUAGAUCAUCUUCACAGUACCAUGUCCUAUGUAUACAAAGAAUAAGCCCACCUUCACUCAGUACUGAAAUCCCAUUAAAAAAAACAUUGUUUGAAGAUGAUAAGAAUGAACCCUGAAUGAGGCUUGCCAAGUCAAUUACUGGACAGCUUUUCAUAGCUACUUAUGUGGCGAUACUGCAUCAAACAUGUACGCACUUGAAUUGCUUAAUUUUAGGAGUGACUUCACAAAUGAUCACAAACUUGCUUUAUCCACUUUAACUUGUUUUAAAUGUGAGGAAAUGUACCAGUCUAGUAAAGACAGGUUGGCCAGCCACUAUCCUUUCAUUGCCUAGGUUUAAUAGCUGCAGUCUUUAGGUUUUCUGUAUGUAUUAUAGGAUAAAGUGGUAUAUAGAAGGCAAAUUUUAACACCAUAACAAAGAUUAACAUUCAACAAUUACAGCACAUGAGACUUUGACAGCAUAUCAAUGCCCAAAACUCAUUAUACUGAUUCAUGAGUUAAUUAGCCAUUAAAAGUAUAUUUUUAUUUAAUGACAAAGCAGACAUGAAUAUUAAGCAGGACACCAGGCCUGUCUAACAACAAAUAAAAAGAGCCAAUUCUGCAGGUGCCACACAUAUUAGCACUGUUUAAUGCGUUUUUAUGGGACUUGAAAACCUUUUUCUACAGUGAGCCAGCUACUUACAAAAUAUAUUUUUAUCCAGGCUUUUAAUCUGAAAUCUGCUCUAUAAACAUGAGCAUAAAAAAGAUUAUUUAUUCAUGAAACUCUCAUGAGCCUGUUCUGAAUGUGCCAUGUAAAUUUCAGAUAACAAAGUUUUAUAAUAAGUGUUUUGUUAUUAUUUUAUUUGUAUCUCUCUAACAGUCUUGUGCAGUAUUAUACAGUUAACCUGUACAGGAAAAACAGAGGGCCUGCAUUGGUCCCAAAACAUGUUUCGUUUGCUGUAAGUACAUGAGUCUAAAGCUUGUUAAAGCUAAAGUGAUAAUGUGAAUCUGUCUGUGUGAACUGACUAUUGCAUACAGGGUAUACUAAACAACCUUCGUUAUAUAUAUAGCUUUUCUCUAGCAUUUGCGAUGCAGUCAGAUGCUGUAUACAGUGGCUGCUUGUGUGAGGCGAGAAUGAUCACAAGCAUCACCAACACAGAGCUUCAACAGCAUAUUUUAGUUGUUUGAGUCGCUGACAGCAGUUCUGCUCUAAGACCACUGCCACUGCUGCCAUCAAAGGGAAGAAAAUAUGGCUCUGUCAGCCAUUAAUCUUGACAUGUUGUCUACUAAGAUUCACCAUCAUCCAGAUCACUGAAUAUCCACAACUAUAAUGUCAAAAGCAAGUCGACUUUGAUGGCGAAGACAUUUUGCCACUUACCUAAGUGGCUGCUACCCGUGACUGGUGGGGCCUCUGGAAUUUUAACCGGUGUGACACUUCGGUCUCACGUAAAGUCAAACAUGUAUAAGUUAAUGAAUGGUGAGUCUCAAGACAGUCUCUGCUUGUAAAAUGUGUGAAUUUCAAAAUACCACAGAGUUUGGUGAAAAGGGGGUGGUAAUGCUGCAGUGGAGACACAUGCCUUUGAUGUGAGCGAACCAGCUUCGAAUCCACUGUGAGACACCAAUGUGUCCGUGAGCAAGACACUUAACCCCUAGAUGCUUCAGAGGUGUGCGACCUCUGUCAUAAAUAGCAAUUGUAAGUCGCUUUGGAUAAAAGCGUCAGCUAAAUGAGUAAUGAACUGCUAUUUCUCUAAGGGACCUCCAAGAUGGCUCGAAAUGUGAUUACUAAGAUUUUUCUAACACCUGUUAAUGAUGAGCACAAAGAACAAGGGUGUGAGUACUGAAUAGAGACUCAUCCUGCGUGCAAUGUUAUUACAUCCAGCAGUGAGACAUAGAACUCUCUGGUGAAAAAGGUUCAUGUUUCCAUUUUGAGUAGGGCUGUGUGAUGUGUUAACACAUGUAGUAGGACCCUUUGUGACCCCGAUUUGACCCCUUUUGAAGAGUCAGUCCACAUCUCCUCAUUCAAUACUGCUACUGACUUGGGGUAAGUGCUGUUAUCUGUUAUACAUUCUGACAAUUUAUCUUCAUGUGAUUUUCUGGAUGACCGACCAUCUGGGAACUUUGUUCAUAUAUUCCGUUUAUAAUUGGAUGCAGUCCCUAAAGGCUACCAAACGUACUGAGUGCAUCUGUUAUGUUAUGAGUGUUAUGUUAUGCUACAACUCAUGGUUGGGGUUUGAUUUGAUUGAUUGAAUGUAGUUUGGUUUAUCUUUCUGAAAUAUGAAGUUAAGCUUAAGCCAAACUGCUUAAUGCAGUCAUUUAAAAAAAGAAGAAAAUCUUCUGUUUUGUUUUCUGCAGUUCUUCUGCAGCCGUUAUUUAAAGCAGCUAUUUGCUUCAAUGUAUUCCUGCCAAAGACGUCAGGGGUAUCUACAAUAAUUUAAAAGAACACUCAUGAUAGCAUUUGAAGCAUUGUUUGUGAGACAUUCAGCAUAAACAAUAUGUUAUGACACUUCAGUAUUGAAUGUAAUAUUUGUACUUUUUGGUGCCUGUGGUGAAAAAAAACUUUUUCUGCUUUUUUCAAACAAGUAUGGGUUAAAUACUGUGAACUUCUUUUUUAGAUUUAGAGAUUCUUUUAGAUUGGUACCUUUGUAUAGUCUGCAUGUGAAUAUCUUGUGUAUUAGCAUGUGUGUUUUUGUGUUUUAAAUGUUUAAAUUUUAAAGGUUUAUUUGUUAGGGCACAAAUGCCCAUUGAAGUUUUUACAGGAUGUGAUAUAGUAGGCUUUUAUAUAAAGUGUGGAAGUAAUUGGUGUCGUAUUUAAUUGUGAAGGGCUAUUCAUGACAUUAUCUAGUACCUCUUUGAUUGUUUGUACAGAAUACAACUGCAAGGUUUAGAGUCAAGGUUCUGAGUAUUAACAAAGGCUUGUCAAUGCCACUGCUUUGUGGCAUUAGUGGUAUGAUGACUUUUCUUUGCACAAAUGAACUAGAUACUAGAUUUAGAUUUAAAAUAAUGAAAACUGCUGUGCCUCUGGGAGAAAAAAAAAAUACCAUUAUGAAUUAAAAUGUCAUAUAGCAUAUUUUGCCUCAAAUGUCUAAUAGACUUUAGAUUUUGUGACAACAUUUACUUAAAUGGAUUUCAAAUAUUGAUUAUGUUUAAGUUUACACAUGGCAAUCCAACUGCUUGUGACAACAUAUGCUGUACUUUAGUGGGCAUUCAGAUCGAAACAGCCCUGUGUCAAAACACAGCAGGGGGCGGCGUUGGCAGGGGCAUGUUGGUAGGUACCAGUGAGACAAUGAAAUACAGUCCAGGAAGUCCAGUUGGAGUACCAGAUUAAUGCAUUUAAAGGCUUGCCCAAACAUUGGCACAAUGGUUUGUAUUACCCACAAUAAGGAAUGUUUUCACAGCGGCAACUAUUUUAUCUUUUGGCACCAUGUUCACAAAGUAAACAGUAGAAAUACUGUGUUGACAUACAAAGUUAUCAACAAGGAAUAUGUGCUUGCAUGUAUUUGACUGGCCAAUGCAAUGCCUUGUUGGCGGCCCUGCGUUGUUGUGCUGUAGCCUCCUGUGUUGGCAAACUGGCUCCAUUCAAAUGAAUGAGAGGGCUUUUUUUUUUUACGCAGGUCUCAAGUCAGUCUGAACAUGGCCUUGCAGUGAUUUGUAAUUAAAACUAAAACAUGAGUGGCCAUAAUGUAAGUACUGCACUGUACGUUCAUGUAACAGUUCAGAAUAGAUUAUCGCUUUUAUAAUGUGGCCAAUAACAUUACAAAAAGCUGUUUUCAGGCUCUCAUUCAUUUUUGUGUUUGUAGUUGGUUUAAUAUAGUUUCAUUAACGAGAGUAAAAUAGUAAUGUAGUGUGAGGAACCUUUGGUUGGGUAUCUACAAUUUAAUACAUCUUUCCCACUGAUUUAGACCAGUGGCUAAACCAUACACCAGUAUCAUAAAUGCACAAUUUAAAUGGGCACAACUAGACAGAAGUAUUUUCUAUUGUCCUAGUAAUAACACUUCAGGCGAUGCCCCAUGACAUGUCAACUGGAAUGUUAAUGGAAUAAUUCAACAGCCAAACCAAAACAACAUUUUAAUAAGAAAAAGGUCAGUUCUCAGAGAAUCACUUUGUUGUCAGUAAUUCACUGGGGUUGUUUGGAAGCGAAAUAGAAUAAAAUGUACCUGGUGACUCAUCCUCUGCCAAAUCCUCUUUGACAACCCAGUAGGUAGUAACUAAACUAAAUUUGCACUCUCAAAUAAUUUGAUAGCUUGGCAAAAGCAAAAUCAACACCCUAAUAUUUCUUGUAAAUUACAGUAGUUUUGCUAAGAAAUUCGGAUGAGACAAACAUGUUUGCUCUUUUACUGUGAUAAGGAUUUUUCUUUCAAGAUCUGUGAAACAGUGACUACUGCUCUAUUAUGUAAUUCAUACUGUUAUAUUUAACUUCAACAAAUACAGGGUUAUUCUUCAGUAUGUUUUAAUUAUUUUGUCUAUGAGAAAAGAUGCAAAUAUGUCAUCAACUCUAGGGGAAUAAGGCUGCUUGUGAAAUCGUUCACUUGUCACGGUCUUUGAAUUCAUGUUUGCACUGUAUCCUGUUGAGCAGUGAAAUUAGUACACGUUAAGUGCACUCAAACUAUCUCAUAGUAUAGUGUGAACAUUUGAGACCAAGGGAUGGUUACGAUCAAAGCACUAAGUGCCAGAAUAGAAAUAACUUUAACUAAGCCAUGACCAGAAAAAUGUCCAAUAUUAUCUUAUAAAUGUACCAAUCAACAUGCGAUACAGCCUGUACUGUGAGUAGGGAGUGGUAGGCAAUUUUAGACACAAUCUUUCUUUUCUUUGAGUUCUUUUCUGCUUUCUUCUCAAUCUACCUAGCUGAAAAGCUUGAUGCUUGCCUUGUGUCUUUCUGUGUACUAUAUACACUCAGUGACCAAAAAAACACCACUGUUUAGUACCACCUUGAACCACUUUUGGCCCUUACAAGAGCAAGAGACAAUAAGGCUGCUAUAGCAUCUGGUAUUAAAAAUGUAGGAUUCAGGACAUGAAGCAUGGCCAGGGCAGACAUCAGGGUAUUAUGUUAGCAAACUCAUUAACAUUAUUUUACAUGAAUGUUCCUUCCCUGGUUGUUCUUGGAGUAAAACAUGAUGCAAUGUCUUUUCAAACGGAGGCAUUAUCUAUUUUACCACGUGCGCUAUUCAGCUGCUUAAGUAGAAAUAAUGGCUGGAUGUCAAAUAUGCUUUGUGUUUAUCCUCAGUGUUUUGUCCCACCAAUGCAAUUUUUUGGAUUUCCUCUGCUCUUUUCUAAUCACACGUAGAGCUAAUCAUUAUAAUAACCCCAUGAAUUUAAAACAAUGAAGUUAAAGGUCACCGUGUGAUGACGUGCGGGGAGAAAAAUCGGGGGAAUUGAAACUCUAGAAAACAGCGAGGAGGUGGGCAGAGAAAUCAAAGAAUUGGCAAAAAUUGGGCGCAUAUUUCAUCAUUUAUCAUAAUCAGAUAAUUACAUAAUAAUUUACAUAGUCUGUAAAGUAAUUAUAGAUUAUCAUCAUAUAUAUUUUCUUGCCAGAUUUGCUCAUGAAACAAGGCGAAACUAUCGCUUUAGAUCGAGUGGCUGCUGGAGCCCACAUUGAGCUUGUACAACUGCAUAGAUUAAAAUGAGCGGUACCUGUUGCAAGACAUGAAAAAAACGUGCUUGUGCUCUAGACAUGGGGAGGCUGGGAAUGAUUGAAAAGUCUGUUGCAAUAUAGGGGUGUUUGUGGGCACCAAUGUCUUCGGGUAUUAAAGGACCCAGUGUACACCAGUUGAAAGCCCAAUGUCUCCAUCAUUCAUCCACAAAGUUCUGCCUCCCACUGUGCAGUCUUGACCAUGACCAUAACUUUUUCAGAGUAAUAAAGGAAAUGAACAGUCUUCUGCAGGGGCAGAGGUACCAUUUCUCUGGUCACUGAGUGUAUAUUUCCUUUUUGAUAAAUGUAGAGUUUUGAAUCAAUAGAAAAUAAUUGUGGUUGUGUUUCUGCUUUCAAAAAUUGCUAAGCCAGUUUCUGUCUUGCCUUUGUAUCGAGAGAUAUUUCAAUGUGCCCAAACUGUGAGAGGGGGCAUUUGUGUUCUUGUGAACAGCAACAUGUUCAAAUGGUCAUAAAUAAAGAUAUUUGUCUUAACUCAUUAACAA
Molecule: messenger RNA, 7874 nt
Organism: Micropterus salmoides (largemouth bass)
Lineage: Eukaryota; Metazoa; Chordata; Actinopteri; Centrarchiformes; Centrarchidae
Product: neuropeptide FF receptor 2-like
Exons: 2
Coding region: 1-876 (291 amino acids)
Biological process (GO): G protein-coupled receptor signaling pathway
Cellular component (GO): membrane
Molecular function (GO): peptide binding; neuropeptide receptor activity
Source: RefSeq, a predicted model, not a curated record